This is a messenger RNA of Coniosporium apollinis CBS 100218, 435 nucleotides long. Its product is annotated as iron donor protein CyaY. The transcript has 2 exons. Gene Ontology annotation, cellular component: mitochondrion. Gene Ontology annotation, biological process: iron incorporation into metallo-sulfur cluster; intracellular iron ion homeostasis. NCBI's taxonomy places the organism in Eukaryota, Fungi, Ascomycota, Dothideomycetes. Bases 1 to 435 code for a protein of 144 amino acids. The record is from RefSeq and is a predicted model, not a curated record. Gene Ontology annotation, molecular function: iron chaperone activity; 2 iron, 2 sulfur cluster binding; ferric iron binding.
AUGCCCGAUGCCGAAGAUCCGAAGCCACCAGAGCCUGAGCCGCAAGAAGAGGCCACCAAACCCACGGACAUCUCGUAUGAGGAGUUCAACGAGUACGCGGACCAGCUAUUCGAGACGUUGCAAGGGAGGCUCGAGGACAUGCAGGAGGCGGAUAACAGUCUGGAGGUGGAGUAUGCUGCUGGCGUUAUGACAGUCGAGAUCCCCAACAAGGGGACCUAUGUGCUGAACAAGCAGCCGCCCAACAAGCAGAUCUGGCUCAGCUCGCCUAUCUCGGGCCCGAAGCGAUUCGACUGGGUCGUCUUUGGCGAAUCGAUGGAUCAAAAGGAGGGCGGUGGCACCGGCGACUGGAUCUACCUGAGGGACGGGUCCUCGUUGACCCAGAUCCUGAGAAAGGAGAUUGGAGUCGAGGUGGGCAUGACUCCUGACGUGGAGUAA